This is a messenger RNA of Cryphonectria parasitica EP155, 1230 nucleotides long. Its product is annotated as family 5 glycoside hydrolase. Bases 1 to 1230 code for a protein of 409 amino acids. The record is from RefSeq and is a predicted model, not a curated record. Lineage: Eukaryota; Fungi; Ascomycota; Sordariomycetes; Diaporthales; Cryphonectriaceae. Gene Ontology annotation, molecular function: hydrolase activity, hydrolyzing O-glycosyl compounds. The transcript has a single exon.
AUGUACCUCUACAUAGCUGUCCUCCUCGUCUGCGGCCUCGCCACCUACCUAUGGCGGUCCGAAUCGUCCCUGAGCGAACCCUGGGUCCCAGACGCCGGCGCCCGCCUCUUUGCGCAGCAACCUCUCCCUCCACCGCCUGCCGAGUCCUCGAUAGAUACCUAUACCCUGCCCCUGCGGACGCGUGGUCGUGACAUUGUCGACGCUACAGGCCGGCGGUUCAAGCUGGCCAGCGUCAACUGGUACGGGGCGUCAGACGAGCUCUUCGUCCCCGGCGGGCUGGACGUGCAGCACCGGCGAACCAUCGCGCAGACGAUCCGGCGGCUGGGGUUCAACAGCGUGCGGCUCCCGUAUGCCGACGAGCUGGUCAUCAGCAACCCGCACAUCCUGCCGCACCUGCUGGCGGCCAACCCAGACCUGGCGGGGCUCCGCGCCCUGGACGUGUUCGAGGCGUGCGUGCAGGCGCUGACGGACGAGGGCCUGGCCGUCAUCAUCAACAACCACAUUACACACGCGACCUGGUGCUGCGGCGCCGACCCAUGCGACGCCGGUUGGGCCAACGACCACCUGGGCCCGCUGUGCCGCAUCACCCAGACCGAGGAGGACUGGAUCCACCACUGGGAGGCGGUCAUGGCCCGGCUCGUCGACAACCCGCGCGUCAUCGGCGCCGACCUCCGCAACGAGGUCCGUGGCGUCUGGGGCACCAUGACCUGGGACCGCUGGGCGCGCGCCGCCGAGGCCGCGGGCAACCGCCUCCUGAACAUGAACCGCGACUGGCUGAUCAUCGUCGGCGGCACAGAGAGCGGCAACGACCUGCGCGGGGCACGCGACCGUCCUGUCGUGCUGGAUGUGGCCGACCGCCUCGUCUACUCGGCCCACGUCUACUCCUGGUCGGGCUGGGGCUCACGCGAGGGCCGCUUCGCCAAGCGGCCGUACCCGAGCUUUGUGCGCACCAUGCGCGAGAACUGGGCCUACCUCGUCGAGGACGACAUGGCGCCCGUGUGGAUCGGCGAGUUCGGCGCGCCUCACCAGCCGGGGGCCGGCGACGCCAACUACUGGGGCAACCUGAUGCGGUUCCUCAAGGCGACAGACGCCGACUUUGGCUACUGGGCCAUCAACCCGCGUAAGCCCAAGGACAACGCGAGGGAGGGCUACUCGCUGGUCGAGGACGACUGGGUCACCGCCGUGCUGGACUAUAGGAUGAAGGACAUGGGCGAGCUGAUGCGGGCCUAG